UGGAAGGUCAUAAAAUUUCAAUUCUAGAAGGUACAGCGGGUGCUGAUCAGAUCUACUACACAAUUGUCAUUGACCCUUUGAAAGUCUUAAGUCACCCAAUGGCCAAGGAAGUUAACCGUCACCCGUAUUGGUGUUUUGCCAGCCGCUAAUUUAUGGGGGGAGAAAUUCGUUGGACCCCUGGGGGUCCAACGAAUGUUGGAGGCUAGGGUCCGACCGGCCCCUCCCCGUUUACGUUAGCUGUUAUGAAAACGCCAAUAGAGGGGCGACGGUUAGCGUUCGAUCUUUGAACCCUGAGACCAAACAGGCGUGAUGUCUGUCCCAUCAAGGGAGACAUUAAUUCUAAGAUAAGGCUUUCUCAGAGGCCCCCAUUACCCCCCGCCGAGGGGCUCCAUUACCCCCAAAGGGGGCAUGCCCCACCAUUUGCCGACCCCUGGGCUAGAAGAUAGCUAUAUAACUUUUGAAUGUUUGUUUUGGAGUGUUGUAUUGGAUAUUUCACCAGUCAUGAGUCAAUAUAAUAUUUGAGGAAGGUACCAACAAAAAUCCCAGUAAGCACUAAUGGCCAUGGGGCAAAGUCUGCAGCUCUGUCAGGCACAAAGGAAACUCCUGCAGCUUCUCAGUCCGCUUUUGCACAAGCCCAGCCUGUUUUGCAAGCAGCUCUGCCUCGGUGCCAGUGUGGCAGCCGCUCGCCGGAACCUGCCCCGCUACCGGUACGAGCUGGAGAAUCGUCUGCUGUUCGGCCGGGUGGUUCGGACUCCAAGCGGCGCGCCCGCUGAGCGGGAGGCUGACCCGCCCGCUGGUGUUACCGUUGUCUCCGAGAGGGGCUUUCCGGAAGGCAGUGUGGGCGUGUCGGUCCGCCCCCGGUCCCGACGCACCUCUGCUUCGGCCACCUCUUCUACCAGCACCGCCUCCCCAAAACCCUCCGCCGCCGCCGUCCCUGAACCAGCUGCCACCUCCUCCACUACCGGUCCCUCCGCCACCUCCAGCGCCACCCCCAGGUCCCGCAGUACGCUCCUGGGCACCUCGAGCGCCGCUGUUCCCCCGGUCAGCUAUAUGUACCCGACCGAAGAGCCGACGGACGCGCACACGGAGAGGCCAGCGACGCCGCUGCCCAGCGUCAGCCGCGUCCUGCAGGCCACAAUGAGUGAGGAGAGUCGCGCGGCACUCCGCCGGUGGGAGGAGGCCAUGAUAGCCCGGCACGGGCCGGACGGAUUCGCUCAGAUCAAAGAAGCCAUGUUCUCUGUGGGCCGGGAGCUGCACGCGGCCAUCCACCGGCACCUGCUGGGCUCCGCUCCCGAGGCGCCCCUCUCGCCGGCCGCUGACGGGUUCUGGCGCAGCGUGCGGCCGGCUCUGCGGCACGUGGACGGAGCCGGUCUGCUGGCCGCCGAGCGGCCGCUCCGGCACACCCAGCUCGGCUACCAGGGCGUGGUCGACUGCGUGGCACCCUUCCGGUCUUGCCCGAUGGUGAUCGAAUGGAAGACUGCCCGCCGGCCCAAGUACAGCGUCCGGGAACUGUACGACAACCCUGUGCAGGCGGCCGCGUACCUGGGCGCCUACAACUACACCCACAGAGACGCCCAGGUGGACCGGGCAGCCGUGGUGGUGGCCUACGAGUCGGGCCGGCCGGCCACCGUCCACGUGCUCUCCCCGGCCGAGUGUCGCCGCCACUGGGCCGCCUGGCUGCAGCGGCUGCUCCAGUACAGGCGAGAGACAGACGUCGUCUAGGGCGCCAUUGGGCCGCCUGGCUGCAGCGGCUGCUCCAGUACAGACGGGAGACAGACGUCGUCUAGGGCGUCUAUUGUGCGAUAAAUUGACGUCGCAUUUAUGUGAGGUGGACACAGACGCGUAUUUACGUUUGCGAAGUACUGUCCUGGUGCUGUGAAGUUCCUUCAAUCGUACGGUGAUGCUUCCCAGAAGAGACGCUGUUGUGGAAUGAGGAUACGGAGCGGUUUGCGCUGUGCUCCUCAGGGGAGUAGGCGAUACUGUGAUAUCGGCCGGUCAUGCCGUUUUGUGGUAGAGCAUGUCCAUUACAUCAUUUUUUUUCGAAUUCAGAGAGUACAAAUAUUGCCAUCA
This is a messenger RNA of Amphibalanus amphitrite, 2070 nucleotides long. Its product is annotated as mitochondrial genome maintenance exonuclease 1-like. Gene Ontology annotation, molecular function: single-stranded DNA exodeoxyribonuclease activity. Gene Ontology annotation, biological process: mitochondrial DNA replication. Gene Ontology annotation, cellular component: mitochondrion. Lineage: Eukaryota; Metazoa; Arthropoda; Thecostraca; Balanomorpha; Balanidae. Bases 556 to 1722 code for a protein of 388 amino acids. The record is from RefSeq and is a predicted model, not a curated record. The transcript is spliced from 5 exons.